AGGUUAUUAUAGUUAUUUAGGUGGUCAAAAUGUAAAUAACUUGCGGGUUACAUUCUAAUGUCCUCAUAUGUCCUAUCCAUGUUGUCAUCUUUCUUGCCAAACCUUGUAUAUAGUCCGUGGCAAGUAAACCAACGCCUAAGAAGCUAAGUAUCCAUGACUACCAUGGCGUCCAUUAACGAAGCAUCUCUGGAUCUCUUACCCGAAGAUUGUGUGGUUCAAAUCCUUUCUCACGUCCCGCCCAGCCUCGCUUGCCGAUCGUCGUUGCUCUCCGCUGCUAUACGCGCCGCCGCUGAAUCGGAGCUGCUAUGGGAGACAUUCUUGCCGUCGGAUUAUCGAGACAUCAUAUGCAGAUUGGUUUCUCCCAUAAUGUUUCAGUCCAAGAAAGAGUUGUUUGUCAAGCUUCUCAGCCCUCUUCUCAUAGAUGGGGGCCACAAGACAUUUUGCAUUGAUAGAGAAAGCAGUAAAAAGUGUCUCACCUUGAGCGCCAGAGAGCUUUCAAUUGCCUUUGCUACAAAUGCCCUCUACUGGUGUUGGAAGCCCCUCUUGGGUUCUAGGUUCCCAGAAAUUGUUGAGCUUAUAAUGGUCUCUUGGUUGGAAAUAAAGGGAAACAUGAACACUCGAAUGUUGUCUCCUAAUACAACCUAUGGGGCCUAUUUUAUCUUCAAGUUGGCAGGCCGUGCAUUUGGCCUGGACACUUUACCAUCCGAAAUUUCAAUCAAAAUUGGAAAUCACCAAUCAGAUAGAAUCAUUUAUUUGCGUCAAAAUUCUUGCAACAAACAAGUAAUGGAACGACUUUUCAUGUUAAAUCGGGUUGAGACUUUAAGGUCGUCAAGGCUUUAUGAACAAGAAGAAUGUACGAUUCGUGAGCGAGAUGAUGGAUGGUUGGAGAUAGAAUUGGGCGAAUUUUACAAUGAUGGAAGUGAGAAGGAGGUUCAAAUGAGCUUUAGAGAGGUGAAGGGUGAGCAUCUAAAAGGAGGGCUCAUUGUUGAGGGGAUUGAACUCAGACCCAAGUAACACAUCAACAAUUAAUUGCUUCAUCAUCUCAUGUUUAAUUAUUAAAAAAAAAACAGACAAAAAGAGAUUGUAGAACAAAUUAAUUGUACGCCUUGCAUUGUUUCACUUAUUGAUUAAUAGAUCAAUUGAAUUUUGCAUUUCUAUUGAAUUGUAAUUAAGUUUCUUCCUCUUGGUGUCAAUUAUUGUUUAUUGGAAA
Messenger RNA from Ipomoea nil (Japanese morning glory), 1210 nucleotides. RefSeq names its product F-box protein PP2-B15-like. Gene Ontology annotation, molecular function: protein binding. Lineage: Eukaryota; Viridiplantae; Streptophyta; Magnoliopsida; Solanales; Convolvulaceae. The record is from RefSeq and is a predicted model, not a curated record. The coding region runs from base 154 to 1014 and encodes 286 amino acids. The transcript is spliced from 3 exons.